Colletotrichum lupini is the source of this 1410-nucleotide messenger RNA. Its product is annotated as glutamine synthetase. Bases 1 to 1410 code for a protein of 469 amino acids. Gene Ontology annotation, molecular function: glutamine synthetase activity. Lineage: Eukaryota; Fungi; Ascomycota; Sordariomycetes; Glomerellales; Glomerellaceae. The transcript is spliced from 7 exons. Gene Ontology annotation, cellular component: cytoplasm. The record is from RefSeq and is a predicted model, not a curated record.
AUGGCGACAGAAGCUGCCUUCACCUCCAGGCCCGAGACCUUGGCCAAGUACCUCAAGCUUGACCAGAAGGGCUCAAUUAUGGCCGAGUACAUCUGGAUCGACGCUGAUGGCGAGACCCGUUCCAAGUCGAGGUUUGAAAUGGCUCAUGCCUUCACUCUGACAUCUGUGUCGACGGUUGCAUCAACGGAAAAGCUGGGGCAGCGGGUCGUCUUGCUCUGGAUUCAUCCCCUACGGGAUGUCUCCGACUUCCGGCUGGGAAUAGCGGGCAAAAAGCUGUGGGCGGCUGCAGGGUUGAACGCCGCAGCUCGGGUAUUGGAGGUCUUGCGAGUUGCUGCCGCAUCAUCAGUCCCCUCCCCUUUUGCCCGUCGGCGCGUCUUCGGUAAACCGGUUGGCCAGCCGCCGGCCGAGGGUCGUUACUGUUCUCCACGCAAUGGCCACGAUCUCCAAUGGGGCCACUGGGGGACUCUCAAGGAGAAGGAGUACACCCCCGAGGACCUUCCUAUGUGGAACUUUGAUGGUUCCUCCACCAACCAGGCGCCCGGCGACAACUCUGAUGUCUACCUGAAGCCCGUUGCUGUCUUCCCCGACCCAUUCCGUGGAUCUCCCAACAUCCUCGUCCUCUCCGAAUGUUGGAACGCCGAUGGCACCCCCAACAAGUACAACUACAGACAUGAGUGCGCCAAGUUGAUGGAGGCUCACGCCGCUCACGAGCCCUGGUUCGGUCUCGAGCAGGAGUACACUCUGCUCGACCUCAGCAACCGCCCCUUCGGCUGGCCCGCUAACGGCUUCCCUGCUCCCCAGGGCCCCUACUACUGCGGUGUUGGUGCCGGCAAGGUCGUCCAGCGCGACAUCGUCGACGCCCACUACAAGGCCUGCCUGUACUCUGGCAUCAAGAUCUCUGGUACCAACGCCGAGGUUAUGCCCGCCCAGUGGGAGUAUCAGGUCGGUCCCUGCACCGGCAUUGAGAUGGGUGACCACCUCUGGCUGGCUCGCUUCCUCCUGGCCCGCAUUGCCGAGGAGUUCGGCGCCAAGGUCUCCGUUGAGCCCAAGCCCAUCCCCGGUGACUGGAACGGUGCCGGUCUCCACUCUAACUUCUCCUCUAAGGAGAUGCGUGUUGAGGGUGGCAUGAAGCACAUCGAGGCUGCCAUCAAGAAGCUUGAGGGUCGUCAUAAGGAGCACAUUGCCGUCUACGGUGAGGGCAACGAGAAGCGUCUCACUGGCCGCCACGAGACCGGCUCCAUCGAUUCGUUCUCUUACGGAGUUGCCAACCGUGGUGCUUCUAUUCGUAUCCCCAGAGAGUGCGCCCAGAAGGGCUACGGCUACUUCGAGGAUCGCCGCCCCGCCUCAAAUGCCGACCCCUACAGAAUUACUGGUAUUCUGAUGGAGACUAUUUACGGUUCUGCCGAGUAA